AAAAUUAUAAAUUAUUAUUUCUGAGUGCUAAUCUAAUCUGACUUCUAGUUCUGAGGUUAAGGUACUUAAAUACGCUUAAUUUUGUGUAAUUAGUGUAGUAUUAAAAAUGAAGUUUACUUUUCGAAUAACUGUUGUCAAUAAAUAGUAUGUACUGAUGUUGAGAGCAAUGGCUGAGUUUGAAAAAAGCGAUAUUGAGUGGCAACCAUUAGCCCUGACGUUGGUCGAGUAUCCAAAAGGUGAUUUGUGGGGAAAAUUCUUUGCUAUAACAAGUUUGGCACCAUUUGGAAUUGGAUCAGGCUUCAUUACUUUGAUUUUAUUUCGGAGAGAUCUUCACACUAUUGCAUUCUUUAUAGGAACUCUGCUUAAUGAAUUAAUGAAUAUUAUAUUGAAACAUAUUUUUUGUGAGAAGCGACCUUUAUCAAGAGGAAAUUUAUACAAUGAGUAUGGAAUGCCGUCCUCACAUUCACAAUUUAUUUGGUUUUUUAGUUUCUAUGUUUUAUAUUUCUUCAUAUUCAGAUUACAUCAUAUAUACAACAACAAUGUUCUGUCAAUAGUGGGAAAGGUCAUAAUAAUAAGCAGCUGUUUUAUGUUAUCUUUGAUUGUCAGUAUCGGAAGGGUGUACCUAGAGUAUCACACAUACAGACAGGUGAUCUAUGGUGGUAUUGUUGGUUUUAUAAAUGCAACAUUAUGGUUUGGUGUUGUGCAUAGAAUUCUUACACCACUGUUCCCACAAGUUGCUAACUUAAAAGUCUGUGAAAUGUUGAUGAUAAGAGAUACAACGCUUAUUCCCAAUGUUUUAUUCUUUGAGUAUACAAAAUCCAGACAUGAAGCGCGAACUCGGGGACGAAAGUUAGCUGCAUUAAAACCUGUUCGAUGACGGUGCGCCUUCACUCGCGACAGUUCCAUUUGUCGGAACAGAGGACGCGCGUGACGAUUACUUACCGCCUCAGCUCUAGUGCUUAUGGGCGGUAUACUUUUAUAUAAAACAUAUGGAUAAUUUACAUAUUUUUAUACAGGUAUUUUCAUACAGCAUAGGUUUAGGCAUACUUAAGUAGUGUAAAUGAAUUCAUUUUUUUAAUGUAAUUUUGAGUAUAUGUUGGUGAUUAAGUUCUUCCGAUUCGUUAUUUUAAUGUCUUCCUUUAGAUUUGUUAUUUCUUUGUAUUUAUUAGAUCUAUUUAAAUGUAUUCAAGGUGUAUGAAGGCUAGCAAAAGUUGAUUAUAUAAGUAAUAUUAGAAAAUAAGCUUGGUACAGUACAGUGUAUACGUUUGACUUUUAAUAAUCUUUAACAAUAAACAAUGUUUUUGGUAUCGAUAUAUGUACAUAUCACUAAAAGGUGUUAUAAAUUCUCGCAGGUUGUAAAACAUUUUUGUUUGGAGUGUUUACACACAAUUUUAAUUUGUUUAAAACAGGAACUAUAUGAUUUCAUUACAAAAUUAUGCUUGUAUAUAAAAAUUAUUAUUAUUAAGUCUUAAAUGUAUGUUUGGAUUUUGUCAUAUGUAUUAAGUUAAAAAGCUGCAAUAAAAAUUCAAUAAAUGUCUCAAACCCUAAACUGGGUAGGUAUGAUUUUGUAUUAUAAUUAAAUAUUAUUAAUUUAUAUCAAUAGACUAUGGCUGAAUAUUUUCUGCUAAUAUACAAAUUGUUAUAAAACAUAUUAUGAAGACUACAAAUGGUGUGAAAUCACUUGAAAUUUGUGAUAAUUUCUUACAUAUUUUUUUAAAGUAUGAGUAUAGGACUAAACAAUUUCAAACAUUAUCUAAUCCGCUGUUUAGUGUUUAGUACACAUAAUAUAUAAUAGAGUAACAACUCCACCAAUAAAAUGUUUUGUGAUAAUCCUAGGUUUCUUGGAUUAUCAUUACAAGCAACUUUUCUGACAGUACAGGUUUCUAUUUAUUUUAUCCAUUGAAGACAUACAUACAUUUCACUUAAGUACCAGUCGUAUUGUAAAAUAAUAUUAAAUAUGUCAGUCUCGGAACAUAACUUGGUACGGACACGGAGCUUAGGUAGCUCCUAUUUUCAAAACUUGAUUUACUAUUUUUUACAAUGACAAUAUAAAGAUUUCCUUUAUUUCAAUGAUAACUUAUCUAAUAAUAAGAAUAUAAUUAAAAAAAACUGGUUCUGAGACAUAUAGUAUGUAUGUAUAUAGAUUGUGCAGUAGUUUCCCUUUCGGUAUAUCUUUUAUGUAUACUUCAUUUGUUAUAUUUUAUAAAAGUGUAAUCGCAUGACUAGAAUUAUAUUUGAUUUUCUAAAAGUUGUAUGCAAAAUAUUCAAUCAAAUAAAUUUAUUUACUUAGA
Pieris napi is the source of this 2291-nucleotide messenger RNA. RefSeq names its product dolichyldiphosphatase 1-like. Gene Ontology annotation, molecular function: sphingosine-1-phosphate phosphatase activity. The record is from RefSeq and is a predicted model, not a curated record. Bases 155 to 877 code for a protein of 240 amino acids. The transcript is spliced from 5 exons. NCBI's taxonomy places the organism in Eukaryota, Metazoa, Arthropoda, Insecta, Lepidoptera, Pieridae.